Molecule: messenger RNA, 9185 nt
Organism: Mauremys mutica (yellowpond turtle)
Lineage: Eukaryota; Metazoa; Chordata; Testudines; Geoemydidae
Exons: 3
Coding region: 141-9185 (3014 amino acids)
Source: RefSeq, a predicted model, not a curated record
UGAUGUCAGGACCCGCCUGGUCCUGGCCCUUUAUGAUGCGUCACUGGAACAAACAGCCCCUCAGGUGAGAUCCAGCCACAGCAGUAGCAGGGAGUGUAGUGUCUCCACCCCCAGUGCGCGUCCAGACCGUCCUCCCCAGCAUGUUUGACACGGGAGUGGGGAUCAUGCAGAGCUGGUUCUGUGCCUGCUUUGACAGCUCCUGGGUGUUGUACACCUGCGUCCUUCUGGUCCUGGUCAUCUGGGUGGCCAUCAUGACUCAGCACAGCUUCUCCUGGAGAAGCAGGAUGGCUCUUCUGGUCAGCAGGCUCCGGUGGAGGGGGACGGAGGACGAGGGAGAAGGUGCAAAGAAGCAGCGAGUGAAACAGCCGCGUGACCGGCUGUGCCGGGACCCCCCAUGCCGCGCUCACCGAGCUGCCAGGCGCUGCUCCAUCCGCCAGCUGCUGUGUGACAACUCAGACUGCGCCCUGUGCAACGAGGCGGCCCGGCAAGCCGAGCGGCUGGUAUACGCCGAUAGGGCCAGCGCAUGGGUCCCUGCCGGGCCAGGGUCACCUCCUGCUCCCGCCUCCCGCUCCAAAGGGAGAAACCUGCUGGGUAGAUCCAUGUGGAGAGGCCUGGAUGUGCUGCAGUGGUGCCGCUCUAGGACAUGUAUAGGCGACCAGGUCCUCCCACCUGCGCAGGGCCCCUUCCCACCCAGCAAGUCCCGCUCCCCUCCCGAGCGCCAGGCAGGCAGCCGGAAAACGGAGCGCCGCCCACCGAGGGAGGAUGAGGAGGGGCUACCCCACCCACAGCAAGUCAAAGGCUCCUCCACAGAGCAGGACGAAUGUCUCUUCUGCUCCUCUCUCUGGGAUGAGACUCUCCUUCGCGGGCAAGAGCAGGCCCAGAGCUCCUCUUCUCUACAGCAUGAGCCACUCCUACUCGCUUGGGAGCUGAGAACUGGAUCGAGCCAGCACGAGCCAUUUCUUCCCAGGCAUGAGGAGUACCCCAGCCCCGCUCCUGCCCAGCACGAGCCCUUCCCUCCAAGCCAAGCGGAACGUGGCUGGGUCGGGAGUUUCCUGCGCAGAGGCAGAGCAAGGAGCCCCCAGGCCGCUCCCCAGAGGCAGGUGCAUCGCCCCGAUUGGGUGCCGUUUCUGGCCAAGUCCCCAGGCGGGACCAGGAUGUCAGGGCGGGAGGCCAAACGGCAGCGAGACCGAGAAAGCACAGCACCCAGGGCCACGGGGGAAGCUCCAAUGUCUCUGCCUGGGAGACCCCUGGUGCAGGUCAGCCCUGGAGCCCUGCGUGUGGCCGGCAGGCUCGAAUUGGCCGAAGCGGAGACCCCCUUCCUCCAACGCGACGUCAGGGCGAGUCUCGAGCGGCACGUCCAGGUGAAGAGGCUACAGCACACCCUGGGGCUGUCCUGCACCCUGCAGAGCGCUUUGAAGAUCUUCAUGCCCCCAGCACCGAAACCCAUCGCACGCAAACCCUCGGGGGCAGGCAGGGUGGUGACGAUGCCACAGGCCCUGCCCUUCCUGAGCGUCGGCUCCAGGACAGAGCUGGAGCGGCAUCUGCAAAGGAUGGUGCAUCUGAAGAGAUGGGGGCUGCCCAGGAGGAUCCAGGAGUCAUUGAGGCUGCUGAUGCCAGCCACACCUCCACACCCCCGGCUCAGCCCCCUGCCAUCUGGGAAAUGGGCUCCAAGGGGGCCAGGCCCAGUGACAAGGGCAGCCCAGACGCCCAGCCUCAGAGCUAGAGCCCCAGCCCAGGCCUCCCAGGGCCCCGCCAGAGCGUCCAAAUCUGCGCCCGGCUCGCACUGCUGCAGAGACACUCGGGAGCUGCAGGGGCACAUUGCCAGGAAGGGCUUGGAAAUCAGACUAGGCGCGCUGCCCACCGUGCUGAGGAGCUCUCAGAAAAUGGCUGCCCUGGGGCGCAGAGACCUGCUCCUGCCUAAACUGAUCCCCCCAGGCUGCAAGGCUCCCCUGGCCCGCCACCGGCUCUGCCCCCUGCUCAGCUGCAAGGCGGGCAGCGUGGAGCUCAACGUGAGGCACAAGCACAUCCAGUACCUCUGGGCUCUCCCCACCCUGUACGCAGAGUCCCUGGCCAAAAUGGUGCCCUGCCCGCCCGUGCCACCCGCCCCCCUGCUGCCCCUGGGUGUGGCCAUCGAGUUCUGCCCCCUGGAGACCCCCUUCAUGGCCCCCGAGGGCCGGGAGCUGCUGGAGAGGCAUGUCCUGAGGAAGCGGCUGCAGCACGAAUGGGGCCUGCCGGGCCUGGUGCGGCGAUCGCUGAGGUGUUUCAUGCCACCCCCGCCCACACGCCCCAGGCCCAAGAGAAGCGACCGGCCGGCAGCCAUGGAGCUCCGUGUCAGCAGCGGGGCCCCUCCCAUCCCUCUGGCCACCAAGAGGGAGCUGGAAGCCCACAUCCGGCGGAGGGUGGCUGAGAGGAGGUGGGGGCUCCCCAGGAGGGUGCAGGAGUCCCUGUGGGGCUUCAUGCCUCCCACGACCGCAGCUCCGGGGACACAUCCAGACACACAAGGCAGAAGGGCCAGCCGGCCGCUCAGGGGGCUGUCAGCGAGAAGGGCUCCAAGAGAAUCACCCUCCAGGGUGGCACCCGUGGGCCCCACAGUGGUGGCUGUCUCCUUAGCCGGGCCCCUGGGAAGUGCAUGGCGCCAGCCGCUCAGCCGGGACACGUGCCACCAGCUGCUGGGGAGACAUGUGACCAGGAAAAACAUAGAGAUCCGUCUGGGCCUGAUCCCCCACAGGGCCCAACACUCACAGGAAGCCGCCCGCCGGGUGGGAAAGCUCCCCUUGCCCCGGCUGAUUCAGCCGGGCCAGAGAUCCCUGGAGCUGCGGCCCCGGGAGCUGCUCUUCCUGGAGCAGGCGGCCUCAGAUCACCUGGAGCUCAACCUUCUCCACAAGCACCUGAGCUUCAGGUGGGGGCUGCCCACGCUUUACCGACAGUCCCUGGCCAAGCUGUUCCACGCAGGCCCCUCGCCCGCCCCGCCGCCCGCAAGCUCCCGCGCAGCUGGGACCGAGUUCACGGAGCAGGAGCUGCCCUUCCUCCCACCGGGAGCCCGGGAGGAGCUGGAGCUGCACGUCAGGAAGAAGAGGCUGCAGCACGAGUGGGGGCUGCCUCUGAUCAUCCAGAAAUCCAUGCGGGGCCUGAUGGCGGCUCCCCCCCGCCCCGGCCAGCCCAAGGCCCCUCCGCCAGUUGACGGGAACGUGGCCGUUCUCCAGCCCGAGCUGUCCUUCCUCAGAGAGGGCAGCAGACGAGAGCUGGAGCUCAGCCUCCGCAAGAGACUCAUGCACCGGCGCUGGGGGCUUCCCAGGAGGAUCCAGGAGUCGGUGUGGCUGCUCCAGCCUGCCUCAGCCCCUGCGGAGUUCAGGCCUCGCAGCUGUACAGAAAAGGAUGCAGAGGGGCCUUUCCUGCUGCCCUGGCACAAGAGCACCGUGCACCUGGAGCGGGGCGUGGGGAAAGCCAGGACAGUGGUCGCUGCUCCCCACCCGUGGCUCAGCCUGGGACGUGACGCUCAGGAGCGGCUGCAGAUCCACGUGGCAAAGAAAUGUGUGGAGACCCGGCUGGGGGCCGUCCCCGCUGCAGUGAGACACUCUUGGCAAAGGCUGCAUCUCGUGUCCCGGCUGCCCCUCCCCAAGCUGAUCCCUGCUGGGGACAGGGCCCCGAAAGCCAGGAACCCCCUGCUGCCCUUCGUGCACCCAGAGGACGUCUGCCACCUAGAGCUGAAUGUGCAGCACAAACAUCUCACGGCCCUGUGGGGCCUGGGCACUCUCUACACCCAGUCCCUCAGCAGGAUGGUCCCCAGGGCGCCCCCUGGGCCGGUUCCACCCCGUGAGGCUGAAGUCGAGUUCUGGGCGCGGGAGGCUCUGUUCCUGCGCCCGGAGGCCAGAGAGGCCCUGGAGCUGCACGUCAGGAAGAAGAGGCUGCAGCACGAGUGGGGGCUGCCUCUAAUUGUCCAGAAAUCCAUGCGGGGCCUGAUGGCGGCUGCCCCCCGCCCUGGCCAGCCCAAGGCCCCUCCGCCGGCUGACAGGGACGUGGCCAUUCUCCAGCCCGAGCUGUCCUUCCUCAGUGAGGGCAGCAGACGAGAGCUGGAGCUCAGCCUCCGCAAGAGACUCAUGCACCGGCGCUGGGGGCUGCCCAGGAGGAUCCAGGAGUCGGUCCGGCUGCUCCAGCCUGCCUCAGCGCACGCGGAGCUUAGGCCCCAUGGACCCGCGGAAAGGGAUGCAGAGGGGCCUUUCCUGCUGCCCUGGAACAAGAGCACCGUGCACCUGGAGCGUGGCAUGGGGAAAGCCAGGAGAGUGGUCGCUGCUCCCCACCCACUGCUCAGCCUGGGAUGUGACGCUCAGGAGCGGCUGCAGAUCCACGUGGCAAAGAAAUGUGUGGAGACCCGGCUGGGGGCCAUCCCCACUGCAGUGAGACGCUCUUGGCAAAGGCUGCAUCUCGUGUCCCGGCUGCCCCUCCCCAAGCUGAUCCCUGCUGGGGACAGGGCCCCGAAAGCCAGGAACCCCCUGCUGCCCUUCGUGCACCCAGAGGGCGUCUGCCACCUAGAGUUGAAUGUGCAGCACAAACAUCUCACGGCCCUGUGGGGCCUGGGCACUCUCCACUCCCAGUCCCUCAGCAGGAUGGUCCCCAGGGCGCCCCCUGGGCUGGUUCCACCCCGUGAGGCUGAAGUCGAGUUCUGGGCACGGGAGGCUCUGUUCCUGGGCCCGGAGGCCAGAGAGGCCCUGGAGCUGCACGUCAGGAAGAAGAGGCUGCAGCAUGAAUGGGGCUUCCCUGCACUCAUCAAACGGUCGCUCAGAGCCUUUGUGCCGGCACCCCCGCUGCCGGGGCCGACCACAGCCCGCCAAUGCACCGAGCUGCACGUCCUCGUUCUGGGGCAAGAGCCUUCGCUCAUGGACGGGGACACAAGAGGCCGCCUGGAGCGUCACCUCCGGAAGUUGACGCUGCAGCGGAGGUGGGGCCUUCCCCGGAGGAUCCAGGAGUCCUUGCGGCUGUUUGCUGCUUUUGCCCCGCCGGCUGGCCCGCAGCUUCCUGGGGCCGGUGGAGAAAAGGGCGUUGGGCAAAGCCGGCUGGGGCCCAGCCAGCCAGACGUCCCCGCAGGGAGCCGCUUGGCAGGAGACAGCAGAACCCAUGGCCUUGCUGCUGAGCGGAGGGACGAGCUCCAGCGGCACCUCGCGAGGAAGUGUCUAGAGAUCAGGCUGGGGGUGAGGCCGGCCCUGGUGAAGAGAUCCCAGAGAGUGGCCAGGGAGGGGGAGAGGAUACGCCUCCCCAGGCUGAUCUGCGCAGGCCAGAAGCCCCCCAAGCCCAGGGCCGGCUCCCUGCUCUGCCUGCCACCCACAGCUAUGAAUACACUAGACAUGAACGUGAGACACAAGCAGCUGGUGCAUUUCUGGGGGCUGCCCACGCUGCAGGAGGCGUCCCUGCGGAGGAUGAUGCCGAAGGCUCCGGCUGUGCUGCUGGGGAGCGCAGCAGGGAGGGCCUGGAUGCAGAUGGGCCUGGCUGGACGCAUGGGGGCUGAGGAGCCGGAGAGGAACGGCUACAAGGAGCCGCCUCUGGUCACGGGGCCGCCUCUGGUCACAGCCAAGGCCAGGGACCGUCUAGAGAGCCACAUCCUGAGAAAGAAGCUCCAGCACAAGUGGGGCUUACCGCGUGUUGUGCUGAGAUCCCUGGGCGCGUUCACACCCCCACCGCCUGGGAGGGGCCCCCCGAGGCAGGUCCAGGCCCCAGCCAGCGAGAGCGUCGCCACGGGCAGCCUGCUCUUCCUGCACACAGAGACCAGGGAGCGCCUGGAGUCACACGUGAGGAAACUGGCCCUAGAGCGGAGAUGGGGCCUGCCCAAGAGGAUCCUGGAGUCCUUAAGGAUGUUCCUGCCACCUGCCCCACCAGGAGCAGAGCCCAGAGGCCAAACCCAGCCCCUGCUCCAUGUCUUCCCUACACUCCCCCAAGGUCCUACAGCCCUCUCCACGGGGCAAUCGGAAGAGCUCCAGCCAGGCCCCAGGGAGCCCCUCACCCACCGGUCCCAGCACUGGCUUGAAAUGGGGGUAAAGGAGGGCGAAGCCAGCUGCCCUGAGGUAGUGUCCCAACACACCCUGGGGAGCAGCAGCAGGAGAAGCCAGGAGACCUCCCAGACAAGCAAUGGGGAAGGGCCCCCCAGCUCCCCAGGCCACUUCCCGGAGGAUGAGGCAGAGCUAAAAUCCACCCUGGACUUUCCCAGGAAGAAGGUGCUGGGAAUUUCCCACAGGGCCCAGGAGUCCCAGAGACGGGCCUUGCGCCCGGCGGCCCAUGAGUCUUACCCACAGCAGAGAGAGCAGAGCUCUGAGGAAAGUCCUGGGCACUGGAGGACCCACGAUGGCGAAGGAGCUCCGCGGAUGGCGGGGACCGGCAGGCGCUCCCGGAGCUCGUCUGUGGAGACAGCCAUUUGGAAUGAGAAGAGGAUCUUGCGGGAGCUGGAAUCCAGCUUCAGGAGAAUAGCCCGGAGCCGCAGCCGCCAUGGCCCAGGGGGGAAGCAGUCUCUGUCUCUGGAAAUCGUGGGCCACCUGGAAAUGGGCCAUUGCACAUGCUUGGACUGCCCAUGCUGCAAGCUAGAGAGGUGGGACGGCGCCCGCUCUCCAGGGGCCAGCUCUCCUGGGUGGCAGACACAGCAUAUCCAUGCAAGGGGGUCAGCAACUCUCCUAGGAGACGCGGCAGCUCCAAGCUCUAUGCAUGCUGAGCCCGGAUGGCAGGGGCAGGGCACUCCCAGCAUGGCAAAAGAUGAACCUCCUGCCUCCUCUCCGUCGUCUCCGGAGGGCAGCGAGUCCAGGGCCUCUGACUGGUCUGAGGGAGAAAGCUCUUGCACAGCCUCUCGCCCAGCGCCCAAGGGGCCCACGCUGGCACGGGUGCAUCUUGCUUCUCCGCGGGCCGCAGCACACUGGCUGGACAUCCACUUGGCGCAGAAGGCCCUGGGCUCCUUCAUCCUGCCGCCCUGUGUCAUACGCUCCCAGGCCAUCUAUGCCGACAUGGCAGCUGAGCGGCUGAGAGCCGCUGCCCAGGAACACAGGCGGGAAAUGAACAUCCGGCUGCAGCACAGGAGGGGCCGGAAAAGCCAGCUGGGAGGGCCCCAUCAGGAAGCCCUCGGAGAAAGAACCCACCCCACGGGCACAGGAGAGCCGGGAUUCCUGACAGCUGGCUCCUUGGGCCAGAGACUGAUCAGAGAGUCCCAGAGCCAGACAAACCAGUACCUGUGUGAGAUAUGCCAUGGCCUCUUCACCGCCGGUGAGGAGGGACUCAGCCCCCCGCCCUGUCCUGCCGAGGGGGCUGGGAAGUCAGACGUGGCGAGGGCUCAGCUAGAGACUCACAUGCGCCCGAGGGGCAGGAAGACGUCAGAUGAUGCCUGCAGAGGGGAGCAAGGUGCAUCCUACCAGCGGUCUCAGGAUCUGGGCCGUGCAGCUGGCGCCCCCCUGUACGAAGGUCCUGCUGGCGCUGUGGAUGGAGAGGAAGCAGGGGGCCAGACGUGCGCCCCACUAGUACAUCAUCCCCGGCCAGUAACCAGAGACAAUGUGGGAGACAAAGUUUCAUCCGCAACCUCCAAUGAGCUUGUGGGCCCCCUGACCAGCAGCCAGGGGCCAGCCAGCCCCUCGGAGCAGCGCCCGCGGUCUGCAGAGGGGCUGUCCCAGUUCAGCACCGAGGGCGAGUGGGAGAUGGUCGGGGACUGGGACAGCGAGGCCGUGGCAGCCUGGGAUGCGGAAGGAGAAGGCAGCCUGGGGUGGAAGGAGAGGAGGGACACCAAGGGGCGACGUGGCAUGAGAGAGAUGCCGGCGGAAGGGACAGGCCCCAGGGCUGGAACCAACAUGAGGCAGACAGAGGCCCUGGUACUGACUGAGGCACCGCCUGGGGUUGAACAGCCGCCCCGUGCACCUCCAGGGAGAGGGGCUGAGUCACUGUCCAUCCCCUGCAAGGGGAAGGGCUCCACCUUCAGGGGAAUCAUGCUGGGCUUCCUCAAACGCGUCACCUCCAGGGCAUCGGUGGAGAAGAGAGGGCAAGUUGACAGGUCAAUGGCUGCACCACACGGAGCCCCGCCGCCCCCUCAGAAACUCUCCCCAUCCCCCAAGAGCAUGACCUUCAACGCCAACGUCCACGUGCGGGCAGAGGUCAGGAGAUGCCAGUUGUGUUCCAGCAUGGAGGAGAUGGACGAUGCUGGGAGAAAGGAGCCAGCCGCAGCUGCUCGGACCAGGGGGCUGCCAGGGAAUGGGGCUCCCCAGGGAUCUGGGGCAGCCUCCCCCAAUGCCAGGCGAGGAGACAGCAUGACCAGAGGAGAAGAACCUUCUCCAGAGGAAACAGGGCCCUCAGCAGAGUAUGGUGGAUACCAAGAGCUGGUGACCCUGAGAGUGACCGAAUGCAGGGAGGGGAAGGUGCAUGACCCCAGUGGGAUGCCGGCUACGUCAGUGGGACCUUCCGCCCCGUGGCCAUCACCCCCAGCCUGCCGCGCUGCCAGGGACGCCAGAACAACCGGCAGUCACAAGGGAGAAGGAGGCAAAGGAGUCUCACAGUCUGGCUCAGCAUCCCUGGGCUCCAAUCAGCCGUCUCCCAUGGAGUCCUCCAGAACAAAGCCCAGAGAGCAGAGAGGUCGGGGACUCAGCCCUUCUCGCCCACGGGGCCGGUCCAGGAGCCGGGUGGAAGGCCCACGGUGCAGCGGCAGGGCCAGAGGACUGGAUAGCGAGGGGAUCCAGGCCCACAGCAGAGAGUGGAGAUCCAGCAGCAGAGGGAGGCCCACCGGUAGAAGAACAAGGUCCAGAAGCAGAGAAGGGGAAUCCCUGGUGGGAGAGGAAGUCCAGAAUCGGCAGGGCACACGCAGGAGGCCAGACAAGGCCAGGUCACACGGGGUGGCCACACCAGCCAAUGGCGUGGGAGGAAAUGCCACCGAGGACACAUCCGGGACAGUCGGAGUGUCUAAUCUGGAGCGCCGUGGGCACCGGGCCAGGCUGGAAACUGAGCUUCCGCAGCCGGGGUCACGUCCUGGCAAGAGUGCAGGCCAGGUGUGCUGGUUCCACCAGCAUCAUGCUCAUGCCCACCUUCGCUACGUACACGACAGAACGCCAGCGCUGUGCGGAGAGAACCUGUGUGCCCUGCGGGAGAGGAUACAGGCCCGGCGGAAGAAGCUGUCCCCGUCACUCAACAGCGCCGCCUCCGAAGAGGAGAGCCACCUCCGGGCCUUGGACGAAAGUUAG